AGCAAUGGAAAAAAUAAAAAAUGCAGUGUUAAGAUUUGCUAAUUCAAAUCCAAAUAGAUCAUCUUUAACUCCUUUGCAAAUGGCGGUAAUUGAAAAACAACUCAGUUUAGCCUUUCCAAACUUUCAAACUCCUACCCAUCCGACGUACGCUUCGAUGAUACAAACUGCAAUUAAGGAGCUGAAUGAGGAAAAUGGGUCAAAUGAAGAGUCGAUUUCAGAGUUUAUUAAGGUUAAUUAUGAGGGUUUACCAUGGGCUCAUGGUGUGUAUUUAAGCCAUCAUUUGAAUGAACUUUGUAAAAAUGGUGAAUUAGGGUUUGAUUCUACUACUAAAUGCUACUCUUGUAUUACAUCUGAAGAGAUUUUGUUUAAGGGCUGUGUUUUGAGGAAGAAUUCGCCAAAGAAAGGAUUUAUAAAGGGUAGGAAGAUUAUAGAUGAUGUGACUUAUCCAAAUGGGGAGGGAAAUUUUGGGGGAAAAAAUGGAAAUGUGAAUGAAAUGAGUGGGAAUUUAAAUGGGUUUCAAGAGGAAGACAAUUUGGAGUUUAGAGAAAGCCAAUCUAAGCGAAGAAGACGGUGUCUGGUUUUCGAGGGAGAUGGUGAAGAAGUAGGUGAAAAGAAUGGUAAUGAGGGUUUUCGACUCGAAGAUAGGAAUGAAUUUGUUGAGGAUUGUGAUCAUCCAUUAACUGUGGGAGUAAUGCAGGAGAAUCGUAAGGGUGUAAGCUCGAAUGUGAAAGAUUCGGGUUUGAAGGAAACUGAGCAUAUGAUUGUGUCUUACAAGGAUAAUGAUACUUCCGAUUUGGCGGUAAGUAGUGGAAUGAAUUCGAUUUCAGAGGGAUCGUCGCCUAUGAUUGUAUGUGGUUUGGUGCAAUUCUCUAAGCAGCAACAAGAGGGGUGCAAAUCUUCCUUGAAUAAGAGCUUGGAAGAGAGCCAAGAGAAAAAGAAGGUUUCCGAGAAGUCAAUGCCAACAUUCUCGAAACCUGUGGAUCACAAUCGGCUUGGUAAUGACCAGUUGGACGAGCUUUCGACUCAGAGAAGUGUUGAUACUAAGGAAAGUGAAAUGGAGAGCGUAUGGGGAUCACCGUGGUUGAUGCCAAUGUUGAAGUGCCACUACUUUCUCCGCUGCUCAGUUCAUAAAGAUUUAGUCAAGAGUGAAAGAAAUAUGUUUUGUUUAGAUUGCAUGGGAGAUGCCUUUUGUUUCAAUUGUCUGUCUCACCACGAUAAGGACCAUCGAGUUGUCCAGAUAAGGAAAUCAUCACGCCAGAAUGCGGUGAGAGUUGACGAUAUAAAGAAGCACCUUGACAUAUCGCACAUUCAACCAUACAUAAUCAACAGUGCAAAUGUCGUGUACCUUAAUUCACGCCCUCUGCCGAAGGCUGCUAGAAGUGUCUCUCAUCCCUGUGAAACCUGUGGCUACAGCCUCAUUGAUUCGUUCAGAUGUUGUUCUCUUGCCUGCAAGCUUCAUGCAACUUUGCUGGAUACUUCAAUGAUUGAAGAAUCACCUGUUGAUCAAAACCAACAAGUUUAUUGCCUGGAAGAUCGUUUGAAGCAGUUGGAAAGACGCAGAUGUAUGGGCCCGCUAGACCCCAGUAGUCAGGACGAGCUUUUGCGAGCGGAAGAUGAGGAGCAUUUACCUCUCCAGAAGGUGCUUCAAAAGGGUAAGCGAAAAAAAGAUUACGUGCAAGAACCCACAGCACAGGAAAGGCCACCAGAACCAGUUAUAAAUUCAACUGUAGAAGAGACGAAGAUCCAUGAGCAAGAAACCGAUGCAGGAAAUUUUGAUUUGGAUGCAGGGCCCCCGGGAUUUGUUGGCACUGGACAUUUGAUGUCGCACAGUCUGCAAACCGAACCUAUUAUUCCCCAGAAUAUAAAGAAACAAAAAAGGGGCCGAGGAAGGCCUCGUAAAGAUAAAGGAGCCAUCAAACAAGUAGAAGCAACCCAGGAAGAGGCAAUAGUUUUAUCGAAUUUGGCUCUUCGAGAACAAGAAGCAUCGACUGAUCUAGCAACUCUGCAUUCAGAUAAACAGACCAAACUACUGAACAAGAGGGGUUGGGGAAGACCGUGGAAACAACUCGAAUCAUCUUCCAAGCAACAUAUUAAAGAAACGAAAAACAAGGGCGAGGAAUCUCCUCUGCAAGUCAGAAAGGUCAAGAAAGGACGAGGAAGGCCUCGUAAACAAAAAGAAACUGAAAAGGAUGCAGCUGUUUCUUAGAAAGUUCACAUUGG
This is a messenger RNA of Amaranthus tricolor (Joseph's coat), 2220 nucleotides long. RefSeq lists its product as uncharacterized. The coding region runs from base 5 to 2206 and encodes 733 amino acids. Gene Ontology annotation, cellular component: nucleosome. The transcript has 5 exons. The record is from RefSeq and is a predicted model, not a curated record. Gene Ontology annotation, biological process: nucleosome assembly. Gene Ontology annotation, molecular function: DNA binding. Lineage: Eukaryota; Viridiplantae; Streptophyta; Magnoliopsida; Caryophyllales; Amaranthaceae.